This is a messenger RNA of Closterium sp. NIES-65, 1404 nucleotides long. NCBI's taxonomy places the organism in Eukaryota, Viridiplantae, Streptophyta, Zygnematophyceae, Desmidiales, Closteriaceae. The record is from the annotation of a GenBank genome assembly.
AUGGCUCCUUGUAGAAUGAACACAGUCGUUCCAUUCCUCGUUCCCUCUUAUCUCUUUCACUCUUCGCUCAUCUCUCGCGCCCCUAUCUUUCUCUGCACCUACUGCCUCGUCUCUCCCCCCUUUUUACCCCCCACACAGGCACACAAGAAGGCCCUUCAGGUCCCUGGCCGCGCUCUCUCUGCCAUCAUCACCCAUCUCAAGUCCUCUCUCUCUCCCGCAGACUUCUUCUCUCUCUCCACCUUGCACUUUGCUGUUGUCGCGCCCAUUGGCAAAAGCACAGCAGGGGAGAGAGGGCAGGCGGGGGAGGGGGAAGGGGGGGAGGGAGUGGAGGAGAGGGUGCAUAUGGAAGCGCUGCUGAAGGGGCCGAACGAGGUAGCUCUGGGGAAAGCCAAUUUGGAUCAGACCACCGGUGCACCCAGCGCGGGAUUUAAGGAGGAGGAGAAAUAUCCAGAGCAUCUCCCCCCACCCCGACCUGUGACCUGUCCUUACCCGUGCACUCAGUUCACCGGUGGGCCCAGCGCGGGCUUUAAGGAGGAGGAGUGGCAGCAGCAGCUGGCGCUGUUUGCUGGCGACAGUGGGAGGAGGGAGAUGGUUCUCACGGGCAAGGAGAGCCGGCGCUACGAGCAGGACAUAAAAAGGAUUGCUGCUCAAUUCCGCCUUCACAGUCACAUGUACAACAAGUCCUUCGUCCUCCUCAGCAAGGGCCCUCUGCUCUCUCAGAACUCUCACUUCCCGCUCACCCACUUACCACCUCGCCCAUUUCCCCCUCCCCCCAUUCAGUCACAUGCAUUUCGCAUGCACAACUCGUCUGUCGUCCUCAGCAAGGACUUUCUGCCUCUCACGAGUCGCAUGUACAACAAGUCCCUCGUCCUAAGCAAGGACCCUCUGCCACACUACCGCCCAGAGCUCGACUCUCGGCGGCCGCAGCGACAGCUGAGUUUCCCGCCGGAGAUUCUUGAAGCAAUUGACAGAGUGGUGGCGGAUGUGAAGGCGAAGCGCGAGAGAGAGGAGAGCGAGAGGGAAGAGAGGGAGAGGGAAGAGAGUAAAGCUGCUUUAGCUGCUGCUGGUGGUGUUGGUGGAGAGAAGCAAGGCGUGGCAGGGCGAGGGCUGACGGGGUUGCAAGGGGCCAAGGGCGAGGAGGAGGAGGGGGGGGACGAGGAGGAUGGGGGGGAGGAAGAAGAGGGGGGCGCGGUUCGUGGUGGAGCGAGGGAGGAAGCGGAGGAGGUGGAGGAGAGGAGGAGAUGGCAGUUGUGGAGGAUCAAUGAGAGCUUGAAGCGAAGACAGCAACAAUGGCAGGUAAAUGGGAGAGGAAAGCAGGGGGAAGAGGGAGGGGAACUGGGGGGUUUGGGGAGGAGGUGGAGGAGAGGAGGAGAUGGCAAAUGUGGAGGAUUAAUGAGAGCUUGA